AUGAACUCAACAGCUUCACCCACCUCCUCGGAGAUAACAUCCGCCGACAAUCUAGACGACACAAUUGGGAAUAUCGCUCGGCAGGUCACACAAACAUCAAAUCGUCAGCCUGAACAUGGCACAAAUAAUGCCAUCAAUCCACAAAAGGGAAGUAACCUCGACCCUUUCUCGCCAGCAUUCGACGUCAAGGCCUGGACCAGGGCAUUCAUCGACCUCUUCGAUGCCGACCCUGACGCCGCGCCUCACCGGACAGUUGGUGUUGCCUACGGAGGCUUGAGUGUCUGUGGAUCCAGCACGGGCAGUCAAUACCAGAAGACGGUUGGAAACAUCUUGCUGAGCACGGUGACAUCCCUCGUUGGGCAAUUGACGGGCAGAGCCAAGAAUCAAGUCAAGAUUCUCGACGGGUGCGAGGGAAAAGUCGAGCCAGGCGAAAUGCUCCUCGUGCUCGGCCCCCCUGGUUCAGGGUGCUCGACUCUGCUCAAGACGCUUGCAGGACGAACAGAGGGUCUGGAAGUCUCUGAGGAGUCUCACAUCAAUUAUCGAGGAAUUGACCCGGCCGAUAUGCACACUCGUUUCAGAGGCGACAUUAUGUACAACGCUGAGCUCGACGUCCAUUUACCCGCACUGACGGUUGGCGACACCCUCGAGUUCGCCGCACGAGCAAGAGUACCCUCGGUCAUCCCUGGUGGCUUCUCCUCAAAGCAGUUUGCGCGCAUCCUGCGAGACGUGACCAUGGCCAUGUUCCGUAUUACCCAUACCAGCAACAGCAAAGUGGGCAACGACUAUAUACGCGGUGUGUCUGGGGGUGAAAGAAAACGCGUCAGCAUUGCAGAAGCCGCUCUGGUGCGGGCCAAGUUGCAAUGCUGGGACAAUAGUACCCGUGGCCUUGAUAGCGACAAUGCGAUAUCCUUUUGCGAGACCCUUCGAGUGCAAGCCGAUAUCAUGGAUAUUGCGGCGGUAGUGGCGAUUUAUCAGGCUCCGCAGUCAGCCUAUGAUGUCUUUGACAAGGUCACCGUCUUGUAUGAAGGUCGGCAGAUCUUUUUCGGACCCACGCAGGAUGCAAGGCGAUACUUUGAAAGCUUAGGAUUUGAAUCCCCGGAGCGACAAACAACGGCAGACUUCCUGACCUCCAUGACAUCUCCCCACGAACGUCGAAUCCGACCUGGUCACGAGUCUCAGGUCCCCAGGACAGCAGCCGAAUUUGCCGUUCGGUGGCAGGAGUCUAAAGAACGCAAGGCCUUGCUGGCUCAGCUCUCCGCCUACGACCGCGACCAUCCACGAGAGGAGCGGCUGCAGCAUUUUUCCACCAGCCACAAAGCCGAACGCAGCUCAGCUCAGCGCCUCAAGUCUCCCUACACCAUUCCUUAUCUCCGUCAAGUCCAGCUAUGUCUGUGGCGAAGCUGGAAGCGCUUGGUGGCGGACCCUGGGUUCACCGUGGCCCAGCUACUCUUCAAUCUUGUCAUGGGCUUCGUGCUGGGCAGCAUGUUUUAUAACCUCCGUGACGAUACGAGCAGUCUCUAUUACCGUGGUGGUUUGAUCUUCUUCGCCAUGUUGUUCAAUGCGUUUGCAAGCGAACUGGAAGUUCUCACGCUCUAUGCUCAGCGCCCCGUGGUGGAAAAACACAACCAGUAUGCUCUCUAUCACCAAUCCGCCGAAGCUAUUGCGAGCUAUGUGAUGGAGCUCCCGUACAAGACGACCAAUACCAUCAUCUUCAAUCUUAUUCUUUACUUUCUGGCGCAGCUGCGGCAAGAUGCCGGGGCGUUCUUCUUCUUUGUCCUCACUGCCUAUCUGAUUCUGCUGACCAUGUCGGGAGUAUACCGUACGGUGGCAUGUAUAACCAGGACCUCUCACCAGGCAAUGGUACCAUCUGCUAUCCUAACCCUCGGCCUGAUGCUUUACAGUGGGUUCACUAUUCCUGUUGGCUCUAUGAGGGGCUGGGCACGAUGGAUCAACUAUAUCAACCCCCUCGCGUAUGGGUUUGAAGCGCUGAUGGUGAACGAAAUGCACGGUCGACAGUUUCCUUGUGCCAGUAUCGUUCCAUCUGGACCUGGUUAUAGCCAUUUGACCAGUUCACAGAGCACUUGCGCCGUCGUUGGGGCUGUUCCGGGUGCUACGACUGUCAAUGGAGACGCAUAUCUGGCGGAUACUUACCAGUACUACUAUGCUCAUAAGUGGAGGAACAUCGGAAUACUCUUUGGAUACACGAUUUUCUUCUUCUUCACCUACGUAUUAAGUGCAGAGUACGCUCGUCCUGCGCCCAGUCGGGGUGAGAUACUGGUCUUCCGUCGCGGGACAUCGUCUCCAACCGCCAAGCAACACCCGAACGACGAGGAGCUCCAGUCCACUGGCCAUCAACUUAUUGAAAAGCCUUCCACGUCGUCGAUGCCACAAAACCCACCCUCCUCCAAACAUCCAGCACCCAGCGGGAAGGAUCGACGAAUCCUGGAUCACGUUGACGGGUGGGUACAGCCCGGAGUGACGACUGUUCUCAUGGGCGCCUCGGGAGCUGGCAAGACGACACUCCUCGACACACUGGCAGGUCGAAUCUCGGUCGGGGUGCUCAGCGGCGAUACCUUGGUCGACGGUAAACCGACUGGUCGCUCAUUUCCCCAUCAGAUCGGCUAUGUUCAGCAGCAGGACCUUCAUCUCAAUACCAUGACGGUCCGUGAAGCCCUGGAGUUCAGCGCCCUGCUUCGCCAAAGCGAUAGCAUCCCCCGAGAGGAAAAGCUGGCCUAUAUCGACGAAGUUGUCUCAGUCUUGGAGAUGUCCGAGUAUGUCGAUGCUAUCGUUGGAGUACCUGGCGAAGGCUUGAAUGUGGAGCAACGUAAGCGCCUAACAAUCGGUAUCGAAUUAGCUGCCCGGCCCCAGCUUCUAAUUUUCUUUGACGAGCCAACGUCUGGACUGGACUCACAGACGUCCUGGGCUAUUUGUGAUUUGAUUGAAAAGCUGGCCAGGAGUGGUCAAGCUGUUCUAUGCACUAUUCACCAACCUUCGGCGAUGCUCUUUGCUCGGUUUGACAGGUUACUUUUACUGCAGCCGGGCGGCAAAACGGUGUAUUUUGGUGAGAUCGGCGACAACAGUCGGACUAUGAUCGACUAUCUGGAGAGGAACGGUGCAUCGCCUUGUCCGCCAGAAGCGAAUCCCGCCGAAUGGAUGCUCAAGACAACCCUCCCAUCUGCUGAUGGCCCGCCAUGGUUUGACGUCUGGCAGGCCUCUCCAGAGUAUUCGGCCAUGAAGCAAGAGCUCACUCAGUUGCGUUUAAUGGAGCCUGUGACUAAUUCCGCUGCCUCAUCCUCCGGGAACAAUGCUCACGACGGCGAAUUUAUCGUCUCAUUUUCGACGCAGCUUCGCGAGGCAUUUUUACGUCUGGCCAAGCACUUUUGGCGAUCUCCCGUCUAUAUCUGGUCAAAGCUCUCAGUUACCAUUCUUUUUUCUCUUUUUAUUGGCUUCAGCUUCCACGCCAAAAACAGCCUUCAAGGCCUGCAGAAUCAGCUUUACUCGGUCUUCAUGUGUGUCCUUAUCUUCAACCCAUUUAACAAGCAGAUCAUGCCCAUGUUCGUUCCGCUACGUGCUCUCUACGAGGUUAGAGAAAGGCCCUCCAGAAUCUAUCGCUGGACAACAUUCAUCCUCUCCAAUGUCUUAAUUGAGCUCAUCUGGAACACCCUCGCCGCCGCCAUAUUCUUCUUUUGCUGGUAUUAUCCCGCUGGCUUCGUUCGUAACACUACUUCAGAUGACAUCCACAUUCGUGGCUUCACCGUAUUUCUCUUCCUCUGGCAACUCAUCCUCUGGAUAUCAACUUUCUCUCAACUGGCUAUCUGUGCGAUUGAAACGGCCGACCUGGCAGGUGUCCCGGCCUCACUGGUCUCUGUUCUCUGUAUGGCCUUCUGCGGCGUUGGGGUCGCUCAGACCGAUCUCCCCUCCAUCUGGCGUGACUUCAUGUAUCAUGUGUCUCCAAUGACAUAUCUCGUCAGCGGUGCCUUAACGACGAGCCUGCAUGGGUCAAAUGUGACGUGUAUCUCUACCGAGAUCGUGCGCGUUCCUGGUCGAGAGGGUACCAACUGUGGCUCGUUCUUGGCCGCCUUUGUGGAACAGGCGGGAGGUUACCUAAUUAAUCCUGAAUCAAGAGGCGAGUGUCAGUAUUGUUCGAUGGCAACGACGGAUCAGUACCUGUUGCAGUUCAGUAUGAAAUAUGAUGAGAGAUGGAGGAACUUUGGCAUCGGUUGGGCCUAUAUCAUCUUCAACAUUGCCGCGACGUGUGGCUUAUAUUGGCUGGCUCGAGUACCUCGGCGCUAA
Fusarium redolens is the source of this 4293-nucleotide messenger RNA. RefSeq names its product ABC-2 type transporter-domain-containing protein. The record is from RefSeq and is a predicted model, not a curated record. The transcript is spliced from 11 exons. NCBI's taxonomy places the organism in Eukaryota, Fungi, Ascomycota, Sordariomycetes, Hypocreales, Nectriaceae. Gene Ontology annotation, molecular function: ABC-type transporter activity; ATP hydrolysis activity; ATP binding. The coding region runs from base 1 to 4293 and encodes 1430 amino acids. Gene Ontology annotation, biological process: transmembrane transport. Gene Ontology annotation, cellular component: membrane.